This is a messenger RNA of Scleropages formosus (Asian bonytongue), 2094 nucleotides long. It is a transcript of the gene fam43b, whose product is annotated as family with sequence similarity 43 member B. The transcript has a single exon. The record is from RefSeq and is a predicted model, not a curated record. Lineage: Eukaryota; Metazoa; Chordata; Actinopteri; Osteoglossiformes; Osteoglossidae. Bases 222 to 1187 code for a protein of 321 amino acids.
GCUGAGCUCCCAGUGCCAAAUGAUGCAGGCAAGAGGAGGUGGAGGAGGAGGAGGAGCAUGCUGGGGAACAGGCUGGCUGGAGCGCUCUGCUCUCAGUCUCCCUCUCCCCUCGACGUGCAGAAGAGCUGUUCCUCUCUCUCUGACCCUCUCUUUCACUCUCUCACUAUCACACUUGCGGAGCCCGAUUCAGGAGGAGGGACGCUCCUGCACCCGUCCCAGCCAUGCUGCCCUGGAGACGGAGCAAAUUUGUGCUGGCAGAGGAUGAGGCCAAGGGCAAGCCCAAAAGCCUGAGCGCGGGGCUGACCUACCACUCCAUCAUCUCCUCACUAGUGCGCUCCUGCCCCGACUUGCUGCCUGACUACCCCUUUGAACGGUUGGGCAGUGUCUUUCGCACGAAGAGGCAGAAGGUAGAGCUGAACAAGGAGGAUCCUACCUACAAGGUUCGCUACCUGGGAAACGCUGUCACCCUCACCGCCAAGGGGGAGGGCUGCACGGAGGAGGCAGUUGCCAAAAUUUGGAGCAAGAGUGACUACGGAGGGCAGAGUACCAAAAUGAAGCUGACCGUUGGGCCGCAGGGCAUCCGCAUGAGCCAAGACAAAGGUGCCAAAAAACCAGGCCACCUCUAUUUCCUGCACCGCAUCACAUAUUGUGCAGCUGAUGCUCGCCGGCCCAAGAUUUUUGCCUGGGUCUACCGGCACCAGAUCAAGAACAAGGCUGUGGUGCUGCGCUGCCAUGCGGUGCUGGUCACCAAACCUGAGAAGGCUCGAGCUAUGGCUCUAAGCCUCUACCAGACCUCCACUGCUGCCUUCACUGAGUUCAAGAGGCUCAAGCGCCAAAAUGACUUCCGGCACUGCCAGCAACAGCUGCUGGGGGAUGAUGCGGUGCCUGUCAUGCCCCUGAGGAGACUGCUUAAUGGGCAGUGCCACUAUCGGCCGCCUGCUGACAAUGCCCGUGGUGCCUAUCAGCUGGGCCCCAUUACUGAGGAGGAAGAGGAGGAAGAGGAGAAUUCUGACAAGAGUGCAAAGGAGGCAAAUGUGGGGGAGAGCAAGGAAAUGCAUCGGUCCCAGGAGUGCCCCAAUCCUUCACCCGAGCAGGACUUGAAGAAGAUUGUCAAUGGGCUGAGCUCGUGCAGCAUUGGUGGCGUCAGGUGUCUGGCAAGGCAGAUUGGCAUGGGCAGACUGUUGUGAGUAGACCCCAAUGCACUCCUGGUUAGACCCACCCUCCCCAGUCCUGUGGCCUGGCUAGUCGGGAAGAGGGGGGGAAGCUGGUAGAAGACUUGCUGCAACUCUACCCUUUUUAUCCAGUACCUGCACUGUUUUCCUGGGGAUUAUUCCUGCAAGGGCUCAAACCCUCGGACCAUCGAUAGCACAACGAGGAGCAAUGAACUCUGGAGGUGACCAGGCAACAACAAAAAGAACAGUCACUUGACUCACUUUGUAUCUUUCCAACCUCUCAAGACUCAUUAGUUUCAGACUGAGCAGAAAGUGAGAUAUACUUCUCAGAUUAUUUUCUAUCAAUAUCAAAGGGUUUUUGGAGCAUUGACACCAUAGUUACUUUUGGGCUGAAGUGCUGACAGUUUUUGGAUCAUCGACACCAUAGUUACUUUUGGGCUGAAGUGCUGACAGUUUUUGGAUCAUCGGGUAAAUGGUGUUCAACAAAGACCAUUUGUCAAAGACAAUACUUUUGUUUUUCAUUGUUGAAAAAAAACAACCCUGCUGGAAUUUUCCAUAGCUGAUUAAAUCUCUUUGAGUGAGCACAUACAGUAUGUAUUCAAUCCUCGUGAGAACAAAUGAUAAAAGACACACUCACUGUUACCAGCGCACUGUAUUGACUAAUCAAGUAAGCCAUAAUUUAGGAACUGAACCGUGAGGUUGACGUAUUUAUAGCUGACAUUUAUUAGAGCCCCGCUUAUGACCUGUGCAUGACAACCAGACAGCUGGAGUUCUGUUUAGGGUUUAGCUUUUUAUGGUUAUAUGUUUUAUAUAUUGGGAGUGUUUUAGCUCUGCACUGUGAUUCCUGUACUUAAUGCAGAACUCCAUUGUGGAUGUGGUUGAUUUGCAUUACUUUUUAUAAUGCAAUAAAGACUGACAAACC